GAAACCACCAGAAAAUGACCUGAUCCAGAAAUUAAUAGCACAGAUUGAAUACUACUUCUCAGAUGAAAACCUUGAGAAAGACGCCUUCCUCCUGAAGCAUGUGAGAAGAAAUAAGAUGGGUUAUGUCAGUGUUAAACUCCUCACUUCUUUUAAGAAGGUGAAACACCUUACCCGAGACUGGAGAACCACGGCCUACGCACUGAAGUACUCGGACACUCUCGAGCUCAACGAUGACAACAAAAAGGUGCGAAGAAAUACUCCAGUUCCACUGUUUCCAAUUGAAAAUGUCCCCACCAGGAUGCUACUGGUGUAUGACAUCCACAUGAUUUCUGAGCUGCAGGCUCUUAAUAAGCAACAAAAUGGAUGCAUGCAAGAAAGGAUAAUGGAGCAUCUCCUCAAAGCCUUUGUAAAUUUUGGUGUCAUUUCAUCAGUUCGUAUUCUCAAGCCUGGCAGAGACCUACCACCUGAUAUCAGGAGGGUCAGCAACCGGUACACCCAGCUGGGAACUCAGGAAUGUGCAAUUAUAGAAUUUGAAGAAGUAGAUGCUGCCAUACGUGCUCAUGAUUCAAUGUGCACUGAAAAGAAAGAGACUGGCAUGAAAGCUGUCCUCAUAGGAAUGAAACCACCAAAGAAAAAAGUUCCCAAAGACAAGAACCAUGAUAAAGGUCUUAAGAAGACUCGAUCGCUUAAUAAGAGAGUGGAGGAACUUCAGUUUGUUGGUGAUGAAUCUUCAGCAAACAGCUCUUCUGACCCAGAGAGCAAUCCUACAUCACCAUUGUCAGGGCGCAAAUGUACUGCAACAAAUAUUGUGAGUAAUUUGAGCCCAAACAUUCAUCCAAAUAACCAUUUGAGCCCUAAUGUGUCACCCAGAUCAAGCCCUCGGAACAGUCCAUCUUCACUAAGAAAAGUAACAAAAAAAUCUCCACUGGCUGAAGACAGUAAGCUUAACCCAAGCACUAGCCCUGAAAUUCCAAGGAAAUGUACAGAUUAUUCCUCAGAUAGCAGCAUCACCCCUUCCGGGAGCCCCUGGGUACAGAGAAGAAAAUCCCACACUCUCACACAAGAGAAGAGUUCCACCAGCAGUCCCAUGUUGGUUCAGAAAAUACAAAAUGCAGACGGUCUCCCUGUUGGGGUACUGAGGCUGCCUAAAGGUCCUGAUGGCACCAAGGGAUUCCACAAUUUUUGCGAAAGAAGGAAGGCUAUGAAGAAACAGGUGAGGUUGGAAGGCAUCUCUGGAGAUUGCCCAGUCCACCUCCUUGUCUCAAGCUACAAGAAGUCACUGAGUGGUUUGAGCAUUUGUCAAGACAGAGACUUCCCUGCCUGUCUGGAUGAUGUGUUUCCAUGUUCAACCACCCACACAGUACAAAAGUGUUUCUUUACAUUCAGGUGCAAUUUCUAUGUUCCAGUUUGUGCCCCUUUUCCUGUUACUGCGUAUCGCUGAGAAGUGCCUAGUUCUGUGUUCUUUACUGCUUCCUAUGAGGUAUUUAAAAAACUGAUGAGAUCUGCCCCCAGAGCCCUCUCUUCUCCAGUCUAACCAGUGCCUGCUCUCUAGGCCUCACAAGAGGGAUGUGCCAGCCUUUUAAUCAGCUGAAUCACUUCGCUAGAGCACUGCUCUUACCUGCAUCCAUUUCUUUAAUGUAUUAUUUUGAAAUGUCUAAACAUUCAAACAGACAUAUAAAUCAUUCAUGUAAGUACAUAAUUUGCAGAGCUAGGAUCCUGAAGAGCAGUGUGUAAAUACUUACAGUUUAGUGGCUGUAAUAUGAGAAGGGUGGUAUGUUACCAGUCUCAUCAUAGAGAGCUCAGGUUUUGAAGACUUUCUGUUUGCCUCAAAAAGGAAUUGAGGAAGUUGAGCCACAGUGAGUAUUUGUUCUCAUGUACAUUGCCAAAGCAGUAUUUUUUAGUAAGACCAGUGUGUAUUUUCAUAUGAUGUGAGUAAAGACUGAGCAUUGGAGACUGCUCUGUAAAUGUUCUCUUAUAUAAUCAGAUGGAAAUAAAAAAAAAUAUUAACUC
This is a messenger RNA of Empidonax traillii (willow flycatcher), 2010 nucleotides long. Its product is annotated as la-related protein 6-like. Bases 116 to 1441 code for a protein of 441 amino acids. The record is from RefSeq and is a predicted model, not a curated record. Lineage: Eukaryota; Metazoa; Chordata; Aves; Passeriformes; Tyrannidae. Gene Ontology annotation, molecular function: mRNA binding. Gene Ontology annotation, cellular component: nucleus. The transcript has 3 exons.